Molecule: messenger RNA, 1030 nt
Organism: Vigna umbellata (rice bean)
Lineage: Eukaryota; Viridiplantae; Streptophyta; Magnoliopsida; Fabales; Fabaceae
Source: RefSeq, a predicted model, not a curated record
CUUGAACGAGAUCGAGAUGCUAUCGCAGCUCCGCCAUCUUCAUCUGGUCUCCCUAAUCGGAUACUGCAACGAGAUGAACGAGAUGAUACUGGUCUACGACUUCAUGGCGCGCGGCACCCUACGCGACCAUCUCUACAACACGGACAACCCCGCUAUCUUGUGGAAGCAGCGCUUGCGGAUCUGUAUCGGCGCGGCGCGAGGGCUGCACUAUCUCCACACAGGCGGGAAGCACACGAUCAUCCACCGCGACGUGAAAACAACGAACAUCUUGUUAGAUGAUAAGUGGGUGGCGAAGGUUUCGGACUUCGGGCUUUCAAGAAUCGGGCCAACAGGCACGGACAAGUCCCACGUGAGUACCCAUGUGAAGGGAAGCUUUGGCUACAUAGAUCCCGAGUACUACAAACGAUUUCGUCUAACGGAAAAGUCUGAUGUUUACUCUUUCGGGGUUGUGCUGUUUGAGAUACUGUGUGGUCGUCCAGCUUUGAUUCACAGUGCAGAGACGCAGCAGGUAUCGCUUUCUAACUGGGUGAGACAUUGUGACCAAAAUGGGACCAUACCAGAGAUUGUGGACCCCACGUUGAAGAAGAAGAUUGCACCGGAGUGCCUGAAAACGUUUUGUCAGAUUGGAAUGAGUUGUUUGUUGGAAGAUGGGACGAAGAGGCCUUCCAUGAAGGACGUGGUUGCGAUGUUGGAGUUUACGCUGCGGCUACAAGAAAGUGCAGAGCAACACUCGUCUGAAAAAGGAGAGGAAAUUUGUGCGGAUAGCUUUUCUACUACUGACAUGUAUUUCACUACUACGACUACCACCAGUGAAGAUAAUAACUAUAGUAAUAAUACGGUGUCGUCUUGGACUCCUUUCUCCGAAAUUAUGGAUCCAAAGCCGCGUUGACCAAUCCAGUUAACGCAGACCUCUCCAAAUGCUGGCAUAAUAAAACCAAAAAGAUCGUGGGACCUCUGUACAACAGUAAGACUUUAGCAUUUUUGUCUCCCCAUUCAUAGAUUUAACAAGUUGUAUAUGAAAGAAAAUUAA